ACACAACUUCCUCUCUUCUUGCGCUUGUCCAUCCGUGACCAGAGUUUCCCUUCCGCUGACAGGCUGCUGUCACACAGCGACCAUGUUAUCCCAUUCCCGGUGUCUUACCAGGAAUUUUGGCCGUUCCCUUUCUGCCAUCCGUCAGGGAAAUAACGUGUUAGCUCGUCGGGCCUCAGCAGCUCUGUCAGUUAACCAUCCUAUCGCUUUCAACAAAGAUCUAAAAUAUGAUCCCCGAUCAAGUGUUUUCCAAAUCAAGUACUUCAGGACAUCUUCAGCUUAUAGAGAUGAAGUUGUCACAGUCAAGACCCCUGCAUUUGCAGAGUCUGUCACAGAGGGGGAUGUAAGGUGGGAGAAAGCUGUUGGAGACUCUGUCUCUGAGGAUGAGGUGGUGUGUGAAAUUGAAACAGAUAAGACAUCAGUACAGGUUCCUUCUCCUGCUGCUGGAGUGAUUGAGGAGCUCUUGGUUCCAGAUGGAGGAAAGGUUGAAGGAGGAACUCCACUUUUCAAGCUUAGAAAAGGAGCUGGCGCUCCCAAAGCUGCAGAAGCUCCAAAAGCUGAGGCUCCAGCUGCUGCAGCCCCUCCACCACCUUCUGCUGCCCCACCUCCCCCUUCUUCAACUGUGGGCCCCAUUCCCACUGCCAUGCCCCCUGUGCCACCUGUGCCAGCACAUGCUUUGGACACCAAACCAGUUUCAGCCAUCAAGCCCACUGCUGCUCCAACCACACCAGCGGCCCAUGCUGACGGAGGGGUUAAAGCAGCAAGGACAGAGAGCAGGGUUAAGAUGAACCGCAUGAGACUCAGAAUUGCCCAGAGACUGAAAGAAGCUCAAAACACCUGUGCUAUGCUGACUACAUUUAAUGAGGUCGACAUGAGCAACAUCUCUGAGAUGAGAAAGACUUACAAAGAGGCCUUCCUGAAAAAACACAACAUCAAGUUGGGCUUCAUGUCUGCAUUUGUGAAGGCUGUUGCUUCUGCUCUAGUUGAUCAACCUGCUGUCAAUGCUGUAAUUGAUGACACAACCAAAGAGAUUGUGUACAGGGAUUAUGUUGACAUCAGUGUGGCUGUAGCCACUCCAAAGGGUUUGGUGGUUCCUGUAAUUCGAAAUGUUGAGGGAAUGAACUUUACGGAUAUUGAGAAGGCAAUUAAUUUGUUGGGAGAAAAGGCUCGUAAGAAUGAGCUUGCAGUUGAAGACAUGGAUGGAGGCACCUUCACCAUCAGCAAUGGGGGCGUGUUUGGGUCCUUGUUUGGCACACCUAUAAUCAACCCACCACAGUCUGCUAUUUUAGGCAUGCAUGGGAUCUUUGACAGGCCUGUUGCAGUUGGUGGCAAGGUGGAAAUCCGUCCAAUGAUGUAUGUCGCCCUGACAUAUGAUCAUCGUCUGAUCGACGGUAGAGAGGCUGUCACUUUCCUGCGCAAGAUCAAGUCGGUAGUGGAAGACCCCAGGGUGCUGCUCCUUGAUAUGUGAACCCUUGUCAACUCCAGGCCCAACCAAACAAACCACCCCACACAAACAGUGGCUGUACUCACCUGAUGAACAUUACUGUAACUGAAGUUAUCGUAUUGUUGUAUUGGUUAACUAGGGAAAAAAAGGAUUUGUGUGAACAGUUGGGUUGUGCAAUGGACAUUUGUAAUACUGGCAGUGGUAAAAAAUUUGGGGCUGUUGUGGAGAAAUGGAGGGGUUGCUGUUGCUGGUCUGCAGAUCAAAAAAAAAGUACUUUAGCUUGUUCGCCAUAUGUCAUUUUCUACAUACAAUUGAAAAAGAAUUUUCCACUUAUUGUGAGAUGACAGGCAAGUUCAAAUUAAACUGCAUAAUUUUGAUUUUAUUAUUUUGGUUUGCGAGAAGAACAAGGAGCACAUAUUGGUCUAGAAAAAACACUUUUAAAAUAUCCAAAGUGAAGAAAUCCACCAAGAUUUUACGCCAUCUAGUCCACAAAAUAUUGGCAUGAGGAAAAAAUCUUUUUGUUGUGUAAGAAAGACUAUUUAAGAAAAAAGUUUUAAACAAUAAAGACGUCAUUACCCAACUG
This is a messenger RNA of Melanotaenia boesemani (Boeseman's rainbowfish), 2024 nucleotides long. It is a transcript of the gene dlst, whose product is annotated as dihydrolipoamide S-succinyltransferase. The record is from RefSeq and is a predicted model, not a curated record. Gene Ontology annotation, cellular component: oxoglutarate dehydrogenase complex. NCBI's taxonomy places the organism in Eukaryota, Metazoa, Chordata, Actinopteri, Atheriniformes, Melanotaeniidae. Gene Ontology annotation, molecular function: dihydrolipoyllysine-residue succinyltransferase activity. Gene Ontology annotation, biological process: tricarboxylic acid cycle. Bases 83 to 1465 code for a protein of 460 amino acids. The transcript has 15 exons.